Caenorhabditis elegans is the source of this 156-nucleotide messenger RNA. RefSeq lists its product as uncharacterized. The record is from RefSeq and is marked reviewed. The coding region runs from base 1 to 156 and encodes 51 amino acids. NCBI's taxonomy places the organism in Eukaryota, Metazoa, Nematoda, Chromadorea, Rhabditida, Rhabditidae. The transcript has a single exon.
AUGACUACUGGAAAAGAUGAUGUUGAUACCACCACCACUCAAAACAUGAUCUUCACUUCGCCAGUCAAUGUCGAUCUCGAAUCCUGCUCGGCUGAUCGAGUCACGGCUGCGUCCGCACCUGCCGAUGAAAAGAAGAUUUCCUCUAAUCAAAUCUAA